Aphis gossypii (cotton aphid) is the source of this 1321-nucleotide messenger RNA. Its product is annotated as p21-activated protein kinase-interacting protein 1-like. The record is from RefSeq and is a predicted model, not a curated record. NCBI's taxonomy places the organism in Eukaryota, Metazoa, Arthropoda, Insecta, Hemiptera, Aphididae. The transcript has 6 exons. Gene Ontology annotation, molecular function: protein binding. The coding region runs from base 129 to 1289 and encodes 386 amino acids.
UCAUGGCAUGAACAUGCUACAUUGCUACAAUGCUACAUUUUAAAACGUGGUUUUCUUUAAGUUCGUUUUUAAUUUUACAAUUUUUGUUUUAUGCAUUGACAUUUUGAAAUUUUAAUAUUAACUUAGUUAUGGAUAUUUUUGAAAUUAUUCUUGGAACUUAUGAAUCAUUUGUGAUUGGUGUAAAAUGUCGUUUCAAAAGCCAACAAUCUAAAGAUCUAGAACUGGUGCAAUCAUUUAAUGAUCAUGUUCAUCAAGCUAGUAUCCGUUCAGUUUCGUGUUCUUCCAAGUAUAUGGCAUCAAGUAGUACAGAUGAGACUAUAGAGAUAUAUAAUAUGAUCAGGCGAUGUCACAUACACACAAUACUACAACAUAGUGGCACAGUAACAUCUUUAGCGUUCACACCUGAUGAGUCACAUUUAAUCAGUACUAGUGAGGAUGGUUCAAUAGCAAUGUUUGAGACUGGCACAUGGAAGCUUAAAAAAUUAUGGGAUAAAGCUCAUAAAGGAUCAGCCGUUUCUUUCCUAGCAGUUCAUCCUAGUGGGAAAUUAGCGUUAUCCGUUGGAAAAGAUAAAACUCUAAGAACGUGGAAUUUAGUAAAAGGUAGACCUGCAUACACUACUAAUCAAUCUAGUAUGAGUGCUUAUUACUUUUUUGAUAAUAUCAUAUGGUCUCCAGCUGGACAGUAUUAUGGACUACCUUUAAAUACCAAGUUAAUGAUUUUUAAUGUAGAAACUGCAGGUAUUGCUUGUACAAUCGAAAACAAUCAUAAAAUACAUGGCGUCACAUUUAUAACGGAACAUUUGGUAUGCUACGGCUCAGAAAAUGGUACACUGAAUUGUUAUAAUAUUAUUCAUAAAAAAAGUAUUUGGGAAAUUAAAAUUGGAGAAUCUAGAGUAAAAUGUGCUAUCAAAGUUGAUAAUAGACUUGUGACAGCAUUGAGUGAUGGCCAUGUUACUGUAUGGGAACUCAAUGAUAAUAAGAAACCUAUCGAAAGUUGUUCAUUGUUUUUAGACUGCAGAAUUACUUGUAUUUGUAAUAAUUCCUUAAGAAAAUCCAAGACGGUAAAGGAUGAAUCUGACGAAGAAGCUGUAGAAGUAAAAGAUGACACUAUUAUUGGCAUAAGUAUUCCUAAUAAGACACAAAAUAUCAAAAAUAAAUUGCCAAUGAAUGAUGUUCACAACAAUAAACGAAAAUUACCAGUGAAUGGUGUUAAGAGUAAUAACUUAAAGCCAAUUAAGAAGAAAAAAAGUUUAUCAAACAAUUGGAAAGUUAGUGAAGACAAUGUUUAAUGAAUUAUAAAAUAAAAAAUAUUUCUUUAAUA